CAAUAAUAUCACAGAGCUGUCAUAUAUGAUUACGCUUGACCAUGAACAGUGCAUUCUUCAUCUAAAGCAGAAUAUGAAGCUCAUGUCCCCUGACUUCAAAGUAUUUUUUUACAGCAAAACAAAGGACUUGGUCUCUUCUAAUCGUCUUGUCCAGAGAGAUUGCUAUUUCCAAGGAUACAUAGAAGAUGAUCCACACUCAAGUGUGGCUCUUAGCACAUGUUCUGGACUCAGGGGCACCAUAUAUAAAAACGGAUUUAGGUACGCAAUUGAGCCAGAUGAAUCUUUGGAGUAUUUCAGCCAUGUGGUUUAUCGUAUAGAUACAGCUCAAUCCGAUGUAAUUUGUGGCCUUGACACAUCUAACCUGCAGUCUGAAGAUGGAAACAUUCAGAUAUUUGAGGAAGCCAAGCCUCCCAAAAAUUCUGCGUAUGUAGAACUGUGUAUGGUCACUACUAAGCCACAGUUUCAAUUUCAUGAUGAAAAUGAAACCUUUCUAGUAGAAAGCGUUCUUGAACUGAUUAAUACUAUUAAUACAAUUUUCCAGCCACUAAACACACACAUGGUUCUAGCCGGCAUAGAAAUAUGGUCCAAUGAAAAUCUCAUAAAUACAGAUACAGAUAAUGCACAAGACGUUCUUGACAAGUUCUUAAAGUGGAAGAGUGACUUCCUGGACAGUCGAAUCAAAUGUGACAUUGCAGGAUUAUCUCUAAGGGAAAGUACUGUUUCUGUGUCAGGGCUGGCCUAUUUGGAGGGAGCAUGCAGUCUUAAUAAAGCAGGAUUCUUUUCUGUGAUGAACCUUAACAAACUGGUGUUGAGUUCGGAUCUGUUUAUUCAUGAAUUGGGCCAUGUUUUGGGAAUGAAGCACGAUACCCCAGGAUGUACCUGUCGUUCUGGAAACACAACCUGCACUAUGAAUGAGAUCUUAUUUUCCUCUGGAUUUAGUGACUGCAGUAUUGAAGAUAUGGAUGCAUUCUAUGGAAAAAAUCAAGCUCAGUGCCUUUGGAACAAUCCAUUUACUGCCAAACUUGUUUCUAAUAAUGCUGACUGUACUUCUAAAGAACAAUGUACAACUAAUUUAUGUUGUGAUCCAAAAACCUGUCGACUAAAAGAGAAUGCUACAUGUUCAUCUGGGCUUUGUUGUAAAAACUGCUUGUUUGUCGCUAGAGGAAUACCUUGCAGAAUGGCCAGCACUGAGUGUGACCUAGCAGAAUACUGUGAUGGAAUAUCUAGCACUUGUCCUCCAGACACUUAUAUGCAAAAUGGUUCUCCAUGUCACAAUGGGCAGUCUGUGUGUUAUGAAAAAAUGUGCUAUAACUAUAACAAACACUGCCAGAAAAUAUUUGGAGAAAGUGCUACAGUUGCUUCUUUGUCCUGCUUCCAGUCUGUUAAUACCGUGGGCGACCGAUUUGGAAACUGUGGCAAAGAUAGUGAGAUAAUCCAAUGUGAUACUAAAGAUGUGAUGUGUGGACGUCUUCAGUGUGAGAAUGUGAGAAACAUUAAAACCCCUGAUAAAUACACUGCAGUAAUUCAGACUCCUAUCAAGAACUCAUUUUGCUGGGGACUAGAUUUCCGGUCUAGAAACAAUUCAUUUGAUCUUGGAGCUGUGCCGGAUGGAGCACAGUGUAACAAAGGAAAGAUUUGCAUGAAACAAACGUGUGUGGAUGUUUCAGUUUUGGGAUAUGAUUGCGAUGUUGAAAAGAAGUGUGGAGGAAAUGGGGUGUGCAAUAAUAAGAAGAACUGCCAUUGCAAUAUGAACUGGAGUCCUCCUAACUGUACUCAGCAAGGAUAUGGAGGAAGUGUGGAUAGCGGGCCACGAACCAGAAGCUCAUUUGUCAAUUUUACCUCACCAAUUAAACAUCAACUACCUAAUGCAUCCAAUGUGAAAUGGGAGUCAAAUGUUUCUCUAGCUGCAAUGAUUGCCUGGUUGCUGCAUAUGUUUUUAAUGGAUAAUGUUAAUGUAUUUAAUGACUUAUAGUGGAAGUUGAGAUGUUUCAGUCACUGCUGUUAUUUGUGUUUUUUUAUAUCUAACUUCUUCUAGAUUGUAAGCUCAUUUGAGCUAGACCCUCUUAAAAAGGCACUCUGAGCACCAUAGCCACUACAGCACACUGUAGUUAUUAUGUUGCCAGGAGUCCCCUGGUGAAAUCUUACAGUAGAAAGUCAAACCAUUUUUAUGGGUUUGUUACUUACCUGGGUCCCAUAGGUACUAGCUGUCCUUCUGGCCUUAUGUGAUAUUGCUAAAGCGAAAGUUCCUAUUCUGCUUUAGCAAAACCAAUG
Messenger RNA from Pelobates fuscus (common spadefoot toad), 2271 nucleotides. RefSeq names its product disintegrin and metalloproteinase domain-containing protein 9-like. Gene Ontology annotation, molecular function: metalloendopeptidase activity. Gene Ontology annotation, biological process: proteolysis. The record is from RefSeq and is a predicted model, not a curated record. NCBI's taxonomy places the organism in Eukaryota, Metazoa, Chordata, Amphibia, Anura, Pelobatidae. Bases 26 to 1972 code for a protein of 648 amino acids. The transcript is spliced from 18 exons.